GGGGUGGCACCUCCUGAAGGUCACCCCGGGCACGGCCGGCUCAAGGCGACAGCCAGGGCCGCCGUUCGACAGCGGGGUGGCGGCCUGGGGCGGCUUCUGGCCCCGAGAGGUGCGGGCGGGGCGCGGUGGUUUCCGGCGGCCCCGCGGAGCGCCGAGGCUUGCACAAGCCGGCCGGGGCUCGCCUCUUUCCCGGCUGCCGGGGCGGUCACACGGCUGGAGCCGUCGGCAGGCCGGGCGCUGCCGCACGGCCGACAUGGAGCUGCGGGUGGCGCUCGGGCUGGCGCUGCUCUGCUCCGCGCUGGAGGCGGCGCCGGCCGGCCCGCAGCGGCCCCGCUCCGCCGUGGGGCAGUUCUGGCAUGUAUCUGACCUGCAUUUAGAUCCGACUUACCACAUUACCCCUGAUCGCACCAAAGUUUGUUCUUCUUCCAAAGGAGUCAAUGCCUCCAACCCAGGCCCUUUUGGAGACUUUUUGUGUGAUUCUCCUUAUCAACUUAUUUUGUCAGCAUUUGCAUUCAUGAACGAUUCAAAAGAGCAGGUUUCAUUCAUGAUUUGGACAGGAGAUAGCCCUCCUCAUGUUCCCAUAAAAGAGCUCUCCACGAAGUUGGUCAUUAGCAUCAUUGGUAAUCUGAGUUCUACAAUUCGUAAUUUCUUUCCAGAUCUUCAGGUUUUCCCAGCCUUAGGCAAUCAUGACUACUGGCCACAGGACCAACUUCCUGUAACUACCAGUGAAGUUUACAAUGCUGUAGCAGAUUUCUGGAAACCUUGGCUAAGUGAUGAAGCAAUCAGUACCUUCAGAAAAGGUGGCUUUUACACGCAGCUAUUUGAAUCCAGUAAUAGCCAUCAGCCACUCAGGAUAAUCAGUCUGAACACAAAUUUAUAUUACAGCCCUAACAAGGUAACUGUGAAUAUCACUGACCCAGCCAACCAGUUUGCCUGGCUGGAGGAAAUACUUGAAACCUCUUCACAAAAGCAGGAAAAGGUGUAUAUAAUAGGUCAUGUCCCAGUAGGAUACUUGCCAUAUGCAAGGAAUACUACAGCUAUCAGGGAGUAUUACAAUGAGAGACUGGUAAAGAUUUUUCGCAAAUACAGUAGUGUUAUUGCGGGCCAGUUUUUUGGACAUACCCAUAGAGAUAGUAUCAUGGUCCUCCUGGAUGAAGAAGAAAAGCCAGUCAAUUCCUUGUUUGUGGCACCUGCUGUAACCCCAGUGAAGAGUGUAUUGCAAACAGAGUCCAAUAACCCUGGUGUCAGAUUGUAUCAGUAUGAUCUUUUUGACUACAGCUUGCUGGAUCUUUGGCAGUUUUACUUGGACCUCAGAGAUGCCAAUAAGAAAAAUGAAUCAAACUGGAAAUUAGAAUACAUCCUGACUAAAACUUAUGGCAUUGAAGACUUGAAGCCAGAAAGCCUAUAUGAAAUGGUCAAGCAGUUGUCUAUGCCACACAGCACACUGUUUGAGCAGUAUUACAGUAACUAUAUUGUGAGUUAUAACAAAACUAUUCUCUGUGAAGAGGGGUGCAAGACCUGCCAAAUAUGUGCAAUCCAGUAUUUAGAUUCUUCCUCGUACACAGAUUGCAUCAAUCAGGAGGCAAUGUGGAGAUGAAAUCUCUGUGCAGUUAAUGCAGAUAGUGACUUUAGCCUGUGAUUUAAAGAACCUGCUCGUUCUUUCGCUCAAGCACUGACACACUGACAGGGAGCCUGUGGGACUUCUCUGCAUUUCAGGGGAGCAGUAAAACUCCCUAGAUCUUUCUUCUUGCAAAUAUGUUUUCCUAUAUCAUCUAAAUAAAAGUUUAUUUGCUUUGUAAUAGUGGCCAGAUACUUUGCUGUUGUCUCAAGUGUCCUGUACCUUCUCUAACAGGCAUCCCAGUGUGUGGGAAUAGAAG
Molecule: messenger RNA, 1877 nt
Organism: Camarhynchus parvulus
Lineage: Eukaryota; Metazoa; Chordata; Aves; Passeriformes; Thraupidae
Gene: SMPDL3A
Product: sphingomyelin phosphodiesterase acid like 3A
Exons: 8
Coding region: 254-1597 (447 amino acids)
Biological process (GO): sphingomyelin catabolic process
Molecular function (GO): sphingomyelin phosphodiesterase activity
Source: RefSeq, a predicted model, not a curated record